CUAGCUUCUCAUCGGGUCUAAAAUAUCUAAAGUGGAGUCUUUUAGUGGGAGACUUCUGUGCCUGGUCGCGUGCAUGUGAGCACGCGGUUUCUUAUGACAUUCAUAUCCUUUCCCCUCGCAGCUCCCUCUUAAACUACCAUGGCCGCCAAACGAGCACUAGAGGAGAAACACUAGAAUGUUUCACUAGCAAACUGAAGAGAAACCACAAAUCUGCCGCUCCACCACCAUUACCAUUCCAGGAGAGAAAUUUCCACCGGAGUAAGGCGUAGGGGCAGAGCAUCCGGAAACCGGAACGGGAAGCGGCAGUAGCAGGGCAUGGGAAAUGAGCUUGAUGCUUUCUCGGCGGAGCUUCGACGCCGGCCUGAAGUAAGGAUCAUCAACAAGUAUGCCGUCGUCGCCGCGUACGUCACAAUUACUCUUAAAUCCGUCGGGGCCUUGCUGCUUUUGUGGGCCACCGUGGUCCUGCUGGGUGGCUUCGUCUCGUCGAUGACGAAGGACGAUUUUUGGUCUGUGACCAUCAUCACAUUUCCGCAGGCUGCCGGGGUAUUCGAAGAAAUCGGAUUUGCUGGCGCGGAUAUAUAUUGGGUUUGGGAUCUUCUUAUUGGAGCGGACAUUAAAUCUUGGGUACAAAAGUGUCAGUGUGAACUUAACCAGUUGCCUAUGAGACAAUGGUGGAAGAAACAAAUACAAAAAGUCGUGUUAGUUCUAAUAGUUAUCGCUCUGUCCGUGCAAGUGGCGCUCCUCGCUGUUACUGGACCAUUGGUUUGCAUGCUUGUGUCGAGUCGUGCAAUAAUGCAAGACCAUGGCAUCGCGGACGGGGAGGCAUUUAAAGCAAAUAUGAAGCGGACGCUGAACUUAUUCUACAUCGCAGCAUUUGCUCACGGCGGCAUAUGCGCAUUGUGGAUGCUGGCUCAAGGGGUGGAUGAUAAGUGGAUCGAGGUUAUUGUCAGCCGCCAACAUGGUUUCAGCUGGGAGGUACUCGGUGCAUAUUUGCGCAAAACGAAGCAGAUGUGUCUAAAUCACCCCGGGUCGGUGACAAGCUGGAAUUUGAUCACGUAUGGUGCCGACUUGCUGGAUUCCAGCUUACCAGAAGAAUAUGCGGCUGGAGGGAGGGUACUAACAAUGCUGAUUGAUAAGGAUGUAGCAUUACAGGUAAGACGGCUGCUGAUCAGGUCACCCAGACAAAGAAUAGAGAAGCUGAUCGGCACCCUUGCUUGGAGAAGCCCAGACGACCAAGAGAUGAGAUGGCUUGCAGCAAGGAUUGUGGAGCAUCUCGCUGCCGACCUCAACCUUGCUCACUUUCCGGGAGCAUUGGAAUGCAUAUCCUCCCUCCUCGAUCAAGAUACCCUCCUAUUGGCAUUUGUACAUCUGCAAGGAACAAUGGACCAGGUUUUGCCAGCCUUGAGAAUUCUAGAGAACCUAGCUCACAACAGGCAUAACUGCGCACUGAUAUACAACGCCAAUGAUCUUCUUUCAAAAAUAGUUGCGCCUGUCAGCUCUGACAAAUUAGUAGAAGAUAUCAGAAGCAGUGUCGCAUGGACCAAGGUAGUAGAUGGAUCACUGAAAGUGGUGAGCCGGCUGAUGGAUUCUUCAGGAAGCACCGGCCAAGACAUGUGCAAGCUAAUUGCAGAUGAUAAUGAUGCGGUCAAAAACUUGGAGGCCGUUCUAGACAUGGAUAUGAAGAGCAACAAUGGUAUGAUAGAGCUACAGAUGAGAGCUAUAGAGGUUCUUACACAAUUAGUCUUGCGUCAUCCAGCAUGUACUUCUGCAGAAGAACUUAUCAAGAGGGCACUGCACAUCUUCCUUACUGCAGAUUGGAUGCAAGAUUAUCUGAAAGAUGAGAAAAGGAAGAUCGAGCACCAGACUACAAGUCAUGUACAAAAGAAGAUGAAAGAAGCCAAGGAAACUGCAAGCCGGCUCAAAGAACAGGCUGGUGCAACAUUGGCCAUGCUAUCUAGUGAUUCAGAGGCUAUCAAGUGUUUCACAGGAUGUAAUGAUGAUGUCAAUAAUCUUACUGAGUUGCUUGACACCGAUAUCAAGACCAUCAACUGCAUAAUAAGUGCAACAGAUACUGUGGAAAUAGAGAUCAGCAUUGAAUGUCGUGUUAGCGCAGCACUCAUCUUGAAGAAUUUGAACAACUAUGUCAAGGAACCAACUUUACGGAAGGUACUCAGACAAUUGCUUCCUGUACAACAAGACGAGCAGAGCCACAACAAGCACAGGAGCCUGCAAGCAGCGCUGUUAUCACUCAUCACAGUGAUUCGUGCAAACACCAAUCUUAAUCUUGCACCAAUCUUAAUUUCGCAGAAGCCGGCGGAUACCCUGGAAGACUUGGUGGUGAGGCUCCAAAGGAUGUCGGAGAACUUGCAUGUCACCCCCGCGUGUCUCGCGAUACAGAAGCUUACUUGCGAGAUGGUUAUAGAAUUCAUGAAGCAUGAUCGAAAUGUCAGAGUGAUCGACCAGCACAAUAUCGUCGGCACAUUACUGAAGGCUUCAGAGAUGAUGGUGGGACUUGAGAACAGCAUGCUUUUCGCUGCAGUCGAUCCAGACUGCUAUGGGGUUCCUCUAAGGCCUUUCUCUUCUGUUCUCGCUAAAAAUGCCGAAGAUCUUUUGACACAGAGGAAACAGGCACUGGGCAUCAACAAUGUGCCUGUCGGUACACCAGUACCAUGAUUGUUGCAUCAUGGAGUAUUUCAAUACGUUGAAAAUUAUUGAAACAGGAAUUUCAUUCUUGGUGUGUUGUA
Triticum aestivum (bread wheat) is the source of this 2744-nucleotide messenger RNA. RefSeq lists its product as uncharacterized. Lineage: Eukaryota; Viridiplantae; Streptophyta; Magnoliopsida; Poales; Poaceae. The record is from RefSeq and is a predicted model, not a curated record. Bases 316 to 2673 code for a protein of 785 amino acids. The transcript is spliced from 3 exons.